Molecule: messenger RNA, 648 nt
Organism: Lachancea nothofagi CBS 11611
Lineage: Eukaryota; Fungi; Ascomycota; Saccharomycetes; Saccharomycetales; Saccharomycetaceae
Source: the annotation of a GenBank genome assembly
AUGUCCAGGGCCAAGAGGGUUAUGAAGGAGUUGCAAGGGAUCAAAGACGAUCCCGAAGCCAAAAUCGAUCUGCAGUUGGUGAACGAAAAUGAUAUUCACCUCUUAAAGGGUGCUUUUCUGGGACCGCCUGGAACGCCGUACGAGAACGGCAAGUUCAUUGUAGACAUUGAGGUGCCCAUGGAAUAUCCUUUCAAGCCCCCAAAGAUGAAAUUUGACACCAAAGUGUACCAUCCCAAUGUUUCGUCCGUCACCGGAGCUAUAUGUCUUGACAUUUUGAAAAAUGCGUGGUCGCCCGUUAUAACGUUGAAAUCAGCUCUGAUCUCUUUACAGGCGCUACUGCAAUCCCCAGAGCCUAACGACCCCCAGGACGCUGAGGUAGCCCAACAUUACAUGAGAGACCGGGAAUCUUUCAACAAAACCGCUGCUUUCUGGACUAAGACUUAUGCGCCGCUGAACUCGCAUGCCGAAGACAAACCAGUAGAUCAGGCAGAGCUUUAUGGUAUCGAUAGAGCGCUGGUGAAUCAAUUUGUGUCUCAGGGUUUUGCAGAAGCAAAGGUGGUGGAAGUGCUUAGAAGGCUAGGAAUUAAGUCUAUGAAUGCUAACGAUAACGCAAGUGCCAAUAAGAUUCUAGAGGAGCUCUUGAAAUAG